This is a messenger RNA of Dryobates pubescens (Downy woodpecker), 1038 nucleotides long. It is a transcript of the gene TOR1B, whose product is annotated as torsin family 1 member B. Lineage: Eukaryota; Metazoa; Chordata; Aves; Piciformes; Picidae. Gene Ontology annotation, cellular component: nuclear envelope; endoplasmic reticulum lumen; endoplasmic reticulum. The transcript has 5 exons. Gene Ontology annotation, molecular function: ATP hydrolysis activity; ATP binding; kinesin binding. Bases 10 to 1038 code for a protein of 342 amino acids. The record is from RefSeq and is a predicted model, not a curated record. Gene Ontology annotation, biological process: nuclear membrane organization; protein localization to nucleus.
GGAGUCGCCAUGCGGAGGGCGCUUGGGUUGCUCUGGCUGCUGCUGCCGGGGCUGGCGGCGCAGGAGCCGAUCAGCGUGGGCCUGGCCAUCGGCGUGGCCUGGGCGCUCACCAGCUUCCUCUCCCACCCCCGCUUCUACUGCAGCUACGUGGAGUGCUGCCCCGCCGCCGAGCAGCGCCUCAACGCCACCGCGCUGAAGGUGCAGCUGGAGUCCAGGCUCUUCGGGCAGCACCUGGCCAGGGAUGUGGUCCUGAAGGCGGUGCUGGGCUUCAGCACCAACCCCGGCCGCAAGAAGCCGCUGACGCUGUCGCUGCACGGCUGGGCUGGCACCGGCAAGAACUUCCUCAGCCAGCUGCUGGUGGAGCACAUCCACCCUGCUGGCCUGCGCAGCAAGUUCGUCCACCUCUUCCUGCCCACCCUCCACUUCCCCCACGACAGCCAAGUGAAGCUCUACAAGGACCAGCUGCAGGCCUGGAUCCGAGGCAAUGUCAGUGCCUGUCCCCACUCUGUCUUCAUCUUUGAUGAGAUGGACAAGAUGCACCCAGGCCUCAUCGAUGCCAUCAAACCCUUCCUGGACUACUACGAGCAGAUCGACGGAGUGUCCUACAGGAAGGCCAUCUUCAUCUUCCUCAGCAAUGCAGGGGGGGACCUGAUCAACAAAGCAGCUCUGGACUUCUGGCUGAGCGGGAGGCGGAGGGAGGAGAUCCAGCUGAAGGACCUGGAGCCCGCGCUCUCCGUGGGGGUCUUCAACAACAAGAACAGUGGGCUGUGGCACAGCAGCCUCAUCGACAGGAACCUCAUCGACUACUUCGUUCCCUUCCUGCCGCUGGAGCGCCGCCACGUGGCGCUGUGCGUCAGGGCCGAGAUGCAGGCCCGCGGCUACCUGGUGGACGAGCAGGUCGUGCAGGCGGUGCUGGAGGAGAUGACCUUCUUCCCCAGGGAGCAGAAGCUCUUCUCUGACAAGGGCUGCAAGACUGUGCAGGCCAAGCUGGACAUCCACGAGGGAGCCGCGGCGGGGGCGGCCGGAGCCGGGCGCUGA